Messenger RNA from Fundulus heteroclitus (mummichog), 9462 nucleotides. RefSeq names its product rp1 like 1a (gene rp1l1a). Gene Ontology annotation, biological process: photoreceptor cell development; axoneme assembly; retina development in camera-type eye. The coding region runs from base 259 to 7518 and encodes 2419 amino acids. NCBI's taxonomy places the organism in Eukaryota, Metazoa, Chordata, Actinopteri, Cyprinodontiformes, Fundulidae. Gene Ontology annotation, cellular component: axoneme. The record is from RefSeq and is a predicted model, not a curated record. The transcript has 8 exons.
CCUUCCUAUCCAUCCAUACACCCCUCCUCCCUCCCCCGCCCGUGAGCCCAAUUACUGGCUGCCAUUUUACCUCAAACCGUCCUGCAGACUCCGUUGCACGUCCUGGUUUUUGAUCUGAGCUGCAGGGGAAACUUGAUUCUUGAUUAAUGGUCUGAUUUGACCGGUCAGGCUCCGCAUCGCCAUCCACAAAAUUUCAGUUUGGCUUUUCCGCAUCUCUUAGGACCAUGUUUCCUGAUUAUGUGUGUUUGAGAUCAGAGCAUGCAGUCGGUCCAGACGGGGUUGUGGGAGCCCCACCCCCCGCCUAAGCAUGCCUCGCCCCUACCUGCGCCCCCUCCUUCCAGUUCGCGCCACGCUCAUGUGAACACAGCCACCCCGGCCAAGCGGAUAACUUUUUACAAGAGCGGCGACAGCCAGUUCGGGGGCGUCCGGAUGGCCAUCCACAAGCGCAGCUUCAAAUGCUUUGAUGCCCUGCUGGAUGACCUUUCUCAAAAGGUGCCCCUCCCAUUCGGAGUGCGGACCGUGACCACUCCCCGAGGCACACACACCAUCAAACACCUGGAGCAGCUCCAAGAUGGUGGCUGCUACCUGUGCUCUGACCGGCGUCAGGCCAAGCCCAUUAACAUGGAGCUGGCCGGCAAACGGCAAAGCAUCUGGUACCACCAGAGCCGGAGGCCUCAGCGGCCCGAGACCUCCUCUGGGACCCCUCCCGGCCUUUCGCACAUGCCCUACAGGCAGAGGCGGAUUUUGCUGGUGAAGAACAGCGAGCCGGGCAUGAGGAGGAGCGUCGUGCUGAGCAGGAGGUCAACCAGAAGCCUGAGAGCCUUCCUAGACGAAGUGUCCGAGGUCAUGCAGUUUCAUGUUCGCAAGCUCUACACUGCGGAAGGGCGCAAGAUUGACAGCGUGCAAAGCUUGAUGACUUGUCCUGGCGUGUUGGUGUGUGUUGGCCGGGAAGCCUUCAGCCCUAUGCUCAUAAACUUUAUUAGGAAGACUUCAGAGGAAAAGCUGCCAGGUCUGGGGAGCAAGUCCCCUGGUCUCGGUCCAAGGGUUCCUGGUAACGGUGCCAGGUCUCCCGCGACCCAAGGCAUAAGGUCGCCGCCUCAUGGAGCUCAGUCCAGAGCCAGCGAAUAUGAUGAAAGAAACGAAAGCAAGACAAAUGUGAACUUUGGUCUGGAGACCAAGAAGAGCAUCAUCCACCCCCGAUCUGAUUCUUCAACUCGCUCUGCUCGUUUAUCUUUGUCCUCUGAAAAGUCGUACGGUGUCUUCUCCCAAGCGAGACCGGCCAUAACGAACGACGACAUCGAAAAGCGCAUCCUUGUCAAUAAAGACGGCAGCCUGUCUGUAGAGAUGAGGGUGCGUUUUCGCCUCCAAAACGAAGAGACCGUCCAGUGGUCCACUCAAAUUAAGAAAUCGCCCUCUCUAACUAACGAUUGUUGCCCCGUGAGCCAAGCCCAACCCCAUUACCUGCAGCAAGCUACUUCAGAAAGCUGUUCUGAUCCCGAUUCAACACCUUACGAGGGCGUAGUUUAUUCCAGCAGACCUCUGCAGUGUACACUGGAGGCGAACCAAUGCCAGUGUUGCUAUCAGAGACAUGAACAGCAGUUUGAUUUGUGGGAAAAUCCCACGCACAAGCACCCCCCUGCCCCACCGGCCCGUGCGUCAAAUCACGCUAUGACGAGACACACGCUUUCGUCAAGCUCCUCUUCUUCCUGCAAUUCCAGAAGGGUGAUUCGGUGCCGGGCGCAGCUCUCCGGCUCUCCGGGGGGCUCAGAGCAGAGCCAUUUAAUCCAGAAAGAGAUGUGUCUAACAGAGCAGCUGGAGGAAAGAGUAGAGGUGGCACAGGGCGGGGACACUCAGGUGGAGGUCUGCAAAGUUAGCCGGUGCUGCAGUCGGACGGAGGUGGUUGCCAUAGAUGCCAACGUUCAACCACCCAGCAGAGCUUCAAUGGAGGGGGAGCUGACGAUGGGGGAAGAUGAAAUGCGACCUCUGUCUGCAGUCAGCAGCUCUUCACACAUUCUGCAGUCACUGAAAGAGGACCAGGAUGACGACGAGGACGAUCUGCCGCCCAGCGCUUCCCAGUGCUCCCACAGAAAUAAGCCAUCCCCCACCCCUACCCCAGCAGCCCAGCUGGGUGAAGACCAUGCCAGCAACAUCUCAGCCGGUUCUACCAAGUCGAUCAACCGCAAUAAAAACCAAGAGAACCGAGGAAGCAGGGCAUCAUCCUGUCACUGUGGAGCAACCAACCCUCCCUCAUCGGGUGAACCAAAUGAGAUGGAUCGAGUCCCCAGCUCCAUGUCCCAGGAACCCAAGAACCGAAAAUUAGAGGGAGAGGGGGCAGCCGCAACGGACAGCGAAGAAAUCAACAGGGGUCUUAGUGGUUUAUCCCAUAAUACGGGACUUUCAGCAAGUUCUCAGAAGUCCUGGCCAUCCAAUGUUUGCCAAAACUGUGGGGGUUGCAAACGUGCAAACAGCGCCAUGUCAGCUCAGACGGUCUCGUCUGCCAAGUCCAGCAAGUCCAAGUGUACAACUGAAGCUCUUCUUAUCGCGUCAAACUUGGAAAAAGAAGGAGAGAACACUGCAGAAAGAACAGCCAGCUCCCUGUCAAACAAAUCCGGUGCCUCAGUCAAAUCCCAUAAAUCAGGCUGUCUGUCAGUUACUAAAGAGGCGUCCCCAUUAGACAAAAGAGCUGUGGAAGAAGGUGACACAGACAAAAGAGCUCACAGCAGCCUCUCGGUUAAGUCCAAUGCCACUGAGAAGUCUGGAAGGCCCGAAAGUAUCCUGUCGAAUAAAUCAGAUAAAUCAAAGGUUUCAGCAAAAGCUGGUUCAUCCUGCAAGCAAUGCGCAAAAGCAGUAACUCCAGAAUGCACCGAGAAAGAUGAACGCAACGAUGUGACAGAAAAGAGGGAAGGAUCGGGAGGGGAGGACAGAGCGGCAAGUUCAAUGUCAGCAAAGUCAAAUCUGUCUGCCAGGUCUAACAAAUCCCAUAGGUCCACUAAAGCUUUGGAAAAAUCCAUUUCUCCUAGACCAGAAACUGGGGAGGGCAAAGCAGAAAGUGAAACCAGCCAAAUGUCUGGAAGAUUAUCUGUUAAUCCAACAAAACCCUGCAAGUGUAAUGAUAAUGGAAAAGCACCGUCUCCAGACUUAAAGGUGGUAGACGAUGGUGGAGAGACGGAGCCUGGUUCAGAAAGUAAAACGGCAGAUGAAAUAGGAAAUGAUGGGAGGGUAAGUGGCGCUGGAUCCUGUAAAUCAGCAUCCUGUGCAAAAUCUCACAAUGCAAUCGAAGACUUUGACAGAACCCCGAGUGCUUCUUCAGAAAGAUCCCACACCUCUGCCAAGUCCUCCCAGUCGAAGAGGUCAAACCACCCAAAAGCGUCUCAGAAUGACCCCGAUAUCACUCUGACUGAAACAAACAAGGAGGAGAUGGAAACUGAACACCGUGAGGUCCUUGAGAGUGCCAUGUCUGUAAAAUCCAAAUCUUCAGUCAAGUCCGGGGCGUCCAGCAAGAAUCUCAUAACUACAAACGUUGUCACCAUUAAAACUCCAGAAAGAGCUGAAGAGGAUAGAAACGAGGCAAAAGAAGGAGCACCUUGCUCUGAUAUUGCUUGUACGGAAACGUCACAAGCCAGUAGAAAUGUGGACGACGCUGCAACAAAGGGCACGUUUCCUAUUCACCCUCAUGGCCAAACCCUCUCUCCGAAAAGAAAACCUUCAUCCCGCCCGCACUCCGCCUCCUCCAGAGGUUCUCAGUCCCCUGCGCAAAACCUGUUGCCUUGCUCCGGUGCUGGUGAGCAAAGAGGACCCAGUUCCCUGUCCGUUCACUCCAAAACCUCCAGUAAAGUGAGCAGGUCCAGCUGCUGCUGCGGAAGGGCCUCGGCACUUGACAAGGAGAAUGUAGAAGAAGAUAGGAAGAGCGAGGGUUCGCUGUCUUGCUCGUUAAAAAGAGAGAGGAAAGAAUCGGGUUGCACGGAUCAACCGCUGAGUCGGAACUCGUCGGGGUCGAUAUCUUUAGGGCUGUCGGAGGAUCAGGAAACAGCUGGUUCAGACUGCGGUAAAUCUAGUGUCUCUUUUUGCAACAGUGAGAGGAAGAGUCCCUCCCUCCCCAAUCCUCCGGUGGUUGAUAUCCCAACUAUCGAAACGCCCAGAGGAGGGGGAGAAGAAGGCAAUGAGGCCAGUGGAACGAGAGUCAAAAGCAGCCGGUCUCAUAGAUCCCCUUGUAACUGUAGUGUCAAGUCAGCAGCUCAGUCUGAGGAGAAAAGCACCGGUUCUUAUUCCAAAACAGUUAAAGAAGUGGAUGAGACAGAGAGCGUGAAGUCUUCUGCAACAACGGCUAGCAAAACGGACACCCCAAACGACAGGAGCUCAUCGGGCAUGAAAGGUCAUGGAAAGUCUCCUGCUGGCUUUCCUGCAAACGCUGAUGCGGAAAAGCACAAAACCAGUAGACCAGGAAGCAAGACCAAAGGGGAGGAAGACGUCACAAGCGUCCACUCCCAAAGUCCCUGUGGUCAUUGUCCUGAGUCAACAGCUUCGGUGCAGUCAGAGGGCGAAAAAGCUUCGGAGGAGAGGAGAGUAGCUCUGGAUUCAGUCAAAUCAGGAGCUUGCCAGUCCCACAGAGGAAGUGAGUGUGGAAAGACCAAAGUGUCCAGUUCUGAGCAAAAAGAAACCCCUCUCAAAUCAUCAAGUCGUUGUUCCUUACGCAGCCCCAAACCGGCCAGUAAAGCCCAGCCGGGGAGCGAAAGCACCCUGUCUCACUCGCUGUCUGCCGCGGACCUCCUGAAGGAGACCUUGGCUGCUGCACGGCUGCAGGGCUGCCAGUCAAAAGCCAGCCACACCAGUGACAAGCCCCAAAGCCAGAAAAGUGGGAGGUCCGAGAGAAACAGAAAUCGGAAGGAUCGGGAAGACCUGUUGGAGUUGACGCCUGAGUGUUUGCCCAACGCCUCCCCCAACGAGGUUGUUAGCGACUGGCUGCGCAGCAUCCCCGCUAAUAGCAUGCUCUCACCCGGUAACGAGGUGAACGAGGAGGAAACGGAACAGGAGGCAAAGGAGACGCAGGAGACGCCGACGGAGGAGAUAGGGACAGAGGAGAUGAGUCCCGAGGAGGAGAUGGUGGAGCUGGAGGAGAAAACCGAGCCCCAAGAGGAGGAAAAAAAGGGUGAAGCUGAAGUUGAUGAAGCGGGCCCAACUUCAGGUGAUGCAGCCGGGAUUUCUUCUCGUUCCAGGAACUGGCAUUCCUCUGCAGCACUGAUGAAAGUCCUCUUAAGCUCUUCUCUGGGUCGAUGUCGGAGCAUGCCUGAGGUGUCUCCAGUUUAUGGACGCAGACUGAGCACGUCAGCCAGGGGGCUUCUGGACUGUCUGGCCCAGCUCCAGCUCAUCGAGCCUGCCGUCAGCAGUCAUGAACAGAAGGACCGCAAGCAGCAGUACGAUGAGGUGAUGUCCAUCCUUCAGUCCCUGUGGCUCACUGAACCCCGGGACAUUGACGUCAAAGACACUAAAGCCAGCGGCACGGAGCAGGUGAGUCCACCGAGGUCCUCAUCUGGGGUGGGCAUGAGCAGCGGCUCAGGCGUGUCAGCGAAGAGCAACGGGAACCAAGGAGAAGAUGAGCCGCCUGUGAAAGAAGCCGAAUCCCUGCACGAGGAAGAGGAGGUGGGGAAGGCUGUUAAAGACGAAGGUGGAAAUGCAUCGGCCGGAGACGCAGAGGGGGAGGCUGAAGUCGAGGAGGCAGACAAAGCAAACCCAGUUGAGGAGCUGAUGAAGAGUGAAGAGCAAAGUACUCUUCCUCCCGACAGCUCAAAAGCCACAGAGAACCCUUCGUCGUCAGAAAAGAGCUCGGCCAACGACAGCUCCAAAUCCCCCACCGACAACGAAAGAGACACACAGGAGGAUUCUGGGUCCGGCACCCCUCCCACUGGCCCGCGGCCACCCUUGUCCAAAAGGUUCUCCCUCGACCCCGAUCCGGUGUGGGUCCUACACCUGCUGAAGAAGCUGGAGAAGCAGUUCAUGAGCCACUACAUCGAGGCCAUGGCGGAGUUCAAGGUUCGCUGGGACCUGGACGACAACCUCAUCCUGGACACCAUGAUCUCGGAGCUGAGGGAGGAGGUGAGCCGGCGCAUCCAGAGCAGCAUCCAGCGGGAGAUGAGGAAGAUUCAAAGUCGCGCGGGGAAAGGGGGGCGGUCGCCUCGGCCGCCCCAGUUGGCAAACAUGUCUCGGGAUUCUACCAUGACGGAGAAGAGGCGUCGAAUACUAAAGGUGAUGAAGCAGUCGGUGAAAACUGCCGACUCUCACACGGACGAGGACUUGACGGGGGAGUUCAGCGACCAGCGGAGCGACGACGAGUAUUGCCCGUGCGACGCUUGCGUCCGCAAGAAAAUGGAAGCCCGGCCCUCUAAGAAGAACCCCCUGGCAGCCGAAGCCCCCGUGAUGAUGGAGUUUGACCUCCUGAAGAUCCUUCAGCUCAAGAAAUGCCCAUUACCUCCCCCUCCUGUGCCGCCACCCGCUAGGGAGGAGAGGACGGCUGCAGAAGAAGAAGACGGGAGGAAUCUAGAGGUGGUCGAAGAAGAAGAGGAAGAAGAAACCAAAGAGGAUAUCAAAGCUGAUGUAGUUUUAGAGGAGACGAUUCCGGAGGAAGACGAGGAGGAAAGCGAGGGAAAAGAUGAGAGAAGCGAUAUGGAACUGGAGAAAGAGAAGACCAGUGUUGAGGAUGAGGAGCUGGAAGCAGGAGAAACAAGCGGAGAGGCUGCUGAGCAAGACGAGGCCUCUGAAAAUGGGGAGGAGGAAGAGGAUAAAGGACUAUGCACCUGUCGGUCUGAGAGCAACAACGAAGAAGAAGAAGGCGGCAAGGGAGGGGAAACGAGCAACUGCACAGAUGACGAACAAGACGACAAGGAGCAGCUGGAAGAGUCAGGGACAGGAGACGAGGAGGAAGAAGAGAGCGAUAAGGAGACAGUGAAGGAGGCAAGAACAAGCGAGGAGGAGAAAGAAUGGGAGGACGCCACAAUGGCGGCAAACGAGCAACUGACGCAGGUGGAGGGAGACAUCAGCACGUCGGCAGAGGAGGAAGAUGGUGGCACAGGAGAGGAGGAGGAGACACAGGAAGAGGAAAAACAGGGAGAGAGUGAGGAGCAGGAAGAAGAGGCCUCCGAGGCGCAGAGAGCUUCACCGCAGAGCCGAAAUGCAGUUCCAGCUGUGGGCGUGACGGAUGGAGAAGAAGCAGAUGUGGAGGACUCAGACGACAGUAAGCGUCACAGCGACACCAGCGCUGAAGAAUCUGCACCAGAGGAGGCUGGUGGCACUGAGAAAGAGGAGGAGGAGGUGAAAGGCAGUGGAGAAGAUGGAGAGGAAGAUGUGGAGGAGUUUAGGUCUGAUCAAGAGAGCAAAGAGGAGGAGGAGGAGGCUGCUAAUAGCAAAAGCAAGGACGGGACCUUCCUCCACCAGUUCACCAGGACCUCAGUGGAGUCCCAGUCUGGCUCGAUGGAAGACGUUGAAAUGGAUUUACCUUCAAAUUUGGGAUUACAGAGAAGCUCCUAAAGUGGUAGACACUAUUAGGGUCAAACGGCCAAAAGAACCACGGAGAGCGACAAGGAAGUGGAUGACGACUCAGAGGGCAGCAGGAUAACGGGCUCAUCGCUCAAACAUUUGGUUUUAAGACUCUUUUGAACACUUGAAGCACUUUAUUUCUCCCCAUUUAGUUUACAGGUCAAUCAACAGUGACUUGAUUAAGUAUUCAAACCCCCUGAGGUUUUUCAUAUGUCAAUCUUUAAUGUAUUUCAUUGGGGUUUGAUAGGAUAUAUUGAAACAAAGUAGUGCCUAACUUUGAAAUCAUGGAAAAAUAUACAUAGUUUUUAAUUCUUUUGGUUCACAAAUAACAAUAUGAUUUAGCAAGAUUUAACAAAAUAUACAGUAUACUACUUAGAAAAAUCAUGACUGGGUCAUCCUGGAUUAAAAACAGAUUAUUAAAACUAGUUUAGUUUGGAAAUUUCUCAGAAUUUUGCCUAAAUUGGGAUUUCAAUGCUUUAAUUUGGCAUUUGAACUGAACCAAAUUCAAGAACCCAGGGUUCUCUUUUAAACCCAGACGCAAAAUGAUCCAAAAGCAGCAAAUGACCUUUUUUUCUAGAAUAAGUCUGUAUUAACUUUUAGUGAAUCAAAAAGGAAAAUGGUCAAUAAAUUGGAAAAGAAUUAGCCUUAAAGGAGCAACAAGCAAAAUUUCAUUAUUUUAGAUAGAAGGAAAUAAAAAAUAGUGAUGUGAAGAACUAAUGGUAAUAUUUCAAAUAGGUGGUUCUACCAAGUAUUAACUGUAGGGGCUGAAUAUAAAUCCAUGCUAUACUUUUUCUGGUAUUUUUAAAAACAAAUAUCGAAAACUAUGUAUUAUUACACAAUUAUGUGCAACUUUGUGUUCAGCCUCAUAAAAUCCCAAUAAAAGACAUUGAGGUUUGUGGCUAUAACAUGACAAAAUGUGAACAUGUUCAAGAUCUACUGAUAUUCUUCACUGUACGCACCAUGAUUGUAGAAACCUGAAACUUGAACUUGAAGACCUUUUCCAUCUGGAACCAUAUAACUUAUAUUUGCAACUGGUAUUAAUAUAUUUUAAAAAGUUAAUCGUAAGUAUUAAGAAACAUGUCGGAAAUAUUGAAAUUUUAAUUAGCUUUUGCUCUCAGUGGACCGCAGGUUCAACAUGUAUCAAUUUAUAUAGCCAAUGAUAUUCUAAGUACCUCAGAUAUGUUUUGUCAUAACUUUUUUUUUUUUUUUUUUUUUUUUUUUUUUUUUAGUGGAGCUCGACAGAACCAUUUUCUGUCGGUUUAUCUGUGUCGAUUUUUGUUUUGCUUUCUCUCAUGAAGUACAUGCUUUGUUCUCAGGGGUUCAGACAGCCAGCUUGCUUUUAGACAGAUCCUCUCCUAGCUAUUACUUAACUACCUAAAUCUGUCCCCUGCUGAGAAGUCAGCUGUUUAAAUCUACAAAAAAUGCGGUGAUGUAAGUUGAUUACCUAAAAGAACUUGAUAUUUUGGGAACAGGCUUGUCUAUUUUCUCACAUAACACAUAUAUAUGGUAUUAGAAUGAAGGUCUUUAUAUGCAUUUAGUGUCACAAAAAACCUCAACGCCUGGUACUGAUCAAAGCCCUUUUAUGAAGCAUAAUAAAGAUUGUAUUUUUUUUUUUGGGUUUCCCUUUUGAGGGUAUUUCUUUUGAUUGAACCUAUCCCAGGCGGGGUUUCAUGCUUAUGGUUUAAAGCAAAAGUGGUGCAUGUUUUCUGGACAGUGAGAAUUUAGUGCUUGGUCUGACGAAAGCCUCUUAUUUCUGGUAUUAGGUGACUUGGGGUGUGUGCCUAUGCUGCUGUUGGUCCUGAUGCCUGUCCAAUAAUCUGAGUCAUUGCUAAUAAAACUGAACAUUGUGUACUGAGAGCACAUGGAUAAACAGUAUGAUUGUAAUGAUAAAGACCUCAAUAAAAAUAAACAAGUGGUAAUUUUUUUUCAUCCAUA